AUGAUCUUCUGCAUGCUGCUGUUGGCCUCACUGCCUGAGCCCUCUGGCACCGAAGUCAACCCUGCUAUAUGCCGUUACCCUUUGGGAAUGCACGAAGGGACGAUAAGGGAUGAAGACAUCACUGCUUCCAGCCAGUGGUAUGAUUCCACAGGACCCCAGUAUGCACGGUUACAAAGGGAAGAGGGGGAUGGAGCCUGGUGCCCAGCUGGCUUGCUGCAGCCAGAAGAUGUACAGUUCCUCCAGAUCGACCUGCAUAAGCUCUUUUUCAUCACCUUGAUUGGGACUCAGGGACGGCAUGCCCGUGCCACAGGCAAAGAAUUUGCCCGUGCUUACCGAAUUGACUACAGCCGCAAUGGAGAGCGCUGGAUCUCCUGGAAGGAUCGUCAGGGCAGGAAGGUGAUCCAAGGCAACAUUGACACGUAUGAUGUGGUCCUGAAAGAUCUUCGGCCUCCCAUCAUUGCUCGCUUUAUCCGGGUGAUCCCUGUGACGGAGCUGCCGAUGACCGUCUGCAUGAGGGUGGAGCUGUACGGCUGUGUCUGGUACGAUGGUUUGGCAUCCUAUAGCAUUCCUGAAGGAGGGACAAUAGCGGCUCCUGGCUUCCCCAUCGUUUAUCUGAAUGACUCGACCUAUGAUGGCUACCAGGAGCGCAGGCACUUGUACGGCGGCCUGGGCCAGCUGACAGACGGUGUGCUGGGACUGGACGACUUCACGCAGAGCCACCAGUACCGCGUGUGGCCAGGCUAUGACUAUGUUGGCUGGAAGAACGAGAGCUUCAGCACGGGCUGUGUUGAAAUGGAGUUUCAGUUCGACCGACCACGGAACUUCACCUCCAUGAAGGUGCAUUGCAACAACAUGUUUUCCAAGGGGGUGAAGAUCUUCCAGAAGGUGGAGUGUCUGUUCAAACCACGCCUGAUUGCAGACUGGGAGCCUGAACCUGUUGGAGUGGCAACUGUCCUAGAUGACAAAAACCCCAGUGCUAGGUUUGUGACUGUCCCCCUCAAUCAGCAUGUGGGUAAAGCCAUACUUUGCCGCUUCUACUUUGCUGACACCUGGAUGAUGAUGAGUGAGAUUUCCUUUCAAUCAGACAUGGAGAGCGUAAAUCCUAUUUUGGUUACGGUAGCCACAAGCACAACAGAUCUCCUGGAAACAGCACACAACGUUACCGAGGGCACCUGGGAAACCACGUCUUCUGUAACCAGCACCUGGAUAGGAGAGAAGGCAGAUGAUUCCAAUACCUCCAUCCUCGUGGGCUGCCUUGUGGCUAUUAUUCUUCUGCUCCUGAUGAUUAUAGUCAUUAUUCUUUGGAAGCAGUAUGUUCAGAAAAGGUUGGAAAAGGCCCCACGCCGAAUCCUGGAGGAAGAUGCCACGGUUCGCCUCUCCUUCUAUAGCUACACCAUCGCCAACAACCAGACACAGAUCCACCAGUCAAAUCCCACCUAUGAACGUGCUUUUCCACUGGAUUUGGAAUAUCAUCAACCAGCUACACUGCUCCAUAAGCUUCCAGAGCUCUCCCAAAGUGCAGAGGAUUCAGUGUGCAGCGGGGACUAUGCUGAGCCUGACCUGACCAAGUCUACUCCUCACCAAGGCUUUCAGAACAAUGUUCCUCACUACGCUGAAACGGAUAUUGUCCACCUCCAAGGCGUGACAGGCAACAACAUGUAUGCAGUCCCAGCCCUCACCGUGGAUUCACUCACCAAGAAGGACAUCUCAGUAGGCGAAUUCCCACGGCAGCAGCUACGACUCAAGGAGAAGCUGGGAGAAGGACAGUUUGGAGAGGUGCACCUCUGUGAAGCUGAUGGCCUGCUGGAGUUCCUGGGGGUCUCUUCUUCAGAAUUCACUCACCAGCCGGUUCUAGUAGCAGUGAAGAUGCUAAGAUCAGAUGUCAACAAAACAGCCAGAAAUGAUUUCCUGAAAGAGAUCAAAAUCAUGUCACGGCUGAAGAACCCAAAUAUCAUCCGGCUUCUGGGGGUGUGCGUGCGAGAUGACCCACUGUGCAUGAUAACAGAGUACAUGGAGAAUGGAGACCUCAAUCAGUUCCUGUCACAGAGGGAGAUCUACAGUAAAUUUGCAAUUUCAAACAACAUUCCCUGUGUCAGCUACUCCAACCUGCUGUACAUGGCCACCCAGAUUGCCUCUGGAAUGAAAUAUUUAGCAUCUCUGAACUUCGUGCACAGAGACCUGGCAACUCGCAACUGCCUGGUGGGAAACAACUACACCAUCAAGAUCGCAGACUUUGGCAUGAGCAGGAAUCUUUACAGUGGGGAUUACUACCGUAUCCAGGGCAGAGCAGUACUGCCGAUACGUUGGAUGGCCUGGGAAAGCAUCCUCCUGGGCAAGUUCACCACUGCCAGUGAUGUCUGGGCAUUUGGGGUCACACUCUGGGAGAUGUUCAUACUGUGUAAGGAGCAACCUUACAGCCUCCUCUCAGAUGAGCAAGUCAUCGAGAACACGGGAGAGUUCUUCCGGAGCCAGGGAAGGCAGAUCUAUCUCUCCCAGACUCCUCUGUGCCCUAACCCUGUGUUUGACCUGAUGCUGAAAUGCUGGAGCAGGGAUAUAAAAGAUCGUCCCACUUUUGACAUGAUUCACCACUUCCUGCUAGAACAAAUGGAAUCAAACAUUUGACUCCAGAAAAAGAGACAAACUGUUGAGAACAGAGUGACUCUGGUGUCUCUUUGCCUGUACCUCACAGGAAGAUGGUCAGGCCACCUUGCUCUCCUCCCUUGACUGUACCGUAUUUAAUUGAGACGUCCAUGGCAGCUGCUCGUUCUAUUGGCCAUGGUCUGACGCGCAGGACCAGAGGAUCUCAUUUGGUUGAAAAAUCAUCUCCUCUUCUGAAUCAUUUCCUGGGAAUACUGUGAGAGGGGUUUUGUUAGAUACCCACACGCCUUUGGGAAAGACGAAUGAGUAAAACUUUACAAGGGACUUGGAGCUCUCUCCUGGUUGGAACAGAAAGGCGCCAGCCUGAGUGAGAGCCACAAUUCAAGAACGGAUUUGUAGGAGUAAAGACUUCAGUCUUCUAAAACUAUUCCAUUAAAUCAAAUGGAAGUCUUGUGCACAUUAGCAAGUGUUUCUGUAGGCUCUUGCUAGAGAUGAUAUGUAUAGUAAGAAACUAGAACUGACUAGAGCUAGGAAAUGGUUUAACAGACUUGAGAACUGACGGAGCUGGAUUUAGCAACCCUUUGGAAGUAAUGCUACCAGGGUCUACGGAGGAUGCUGAUAGAGUCCAAGAUCAUGUUCUUUUUUCCUGUGGUUGUUAAGCACUGCUUUUGUUAUAUAUGUGCAUUUUCCCCACACUGGAUUUUUUUUUUCUAGAAAAAAGAAAAUUAAAAAAAUGAAUGUUAAAGGUCAUAGGAAGGUCACUACAGUAGAUCUUCUCUUGACCUGCAAAUUAAGGCUAGGGUAGGGAGUUUGUAUUGAAAAGUAGCUGAUACUGUACUACUGUCACUACGUAGAUUUAUUAGCCUAAUGAACUUGUAGCCACAAUGGACUGAUGUGCAAUUAAUCCUGUAUAAGUACCCAUUAAUAUGAGAUCUCUAAGUCGAUGCUGUUAAGUGUGCAGGGGGAACUUAGAUUUGGUGAAAGCGAAUGGCUGAGAGCAGCCCCCGCUAUGUCACUCGUCAUAGCUCACGUGAGAGGAAAAGGAACAGGGCACGUGCCAUCGCCGGCACGCACCUGCGCACACACUCGCAUUUAUUUCUAGCAUCUGCAGUCCCUCUUCAGGUCUGCAGCAGGUUUAGCGCUGUCAGCCAGGCAGAUGCACUUCGGCCCAGGCUCUGUUACUGCUGUGAUCAAAUCUGGCAUCAGGGUGGGACUGCCACAUCCCGCCAGUUCUGAUCAGGGUGGCUUCGCGUCUGAUUUUGGAUGCUUCCUGUACAACACGAGACAACUUGCUCCUUGAACCGGGGUUGUCUUUUUGUUUGUUGUGUCACAAAUGGCUCGUUCUCUGGAGUAUUUUAUAGGGCUCUGAAAUACCCUUGGAGUGGGUCAGAGAAUUCAGCUUGUUUCUACAGUACAUCCAUUGUGGAUUUAUCAGGUGCCUGGGGAAUACUCUGCUAUUCCCUUUGUAACUGUUUAGCAAGAUAUUACGGACCAAACCGAGUAUUUCAUAAGCUGGGAGGUUAAAGUUCAGCACUUUUUGUUUUGUUUCUUUGUUUCUUAUUUUUCCAAACAGCAUCCAGUAUAACAUGUAUUUCCAGUAAAGGUUGUAAAGAUAAUUCCUAUCUUGGCCAGCAGCAUAGUGUUCACUGUGCUACGAGCUACAUCGUGUCUGUGCUACGAGCUCUGUAAGCGGACACCGCUGACGGAGGGAAUGCCAAAACAGCUCUAAUAAGAGGAUAAUUAUGGCUGUUACGUUGAAAGAGAAAACCUGUCCCUGCGUUGGCAGACGCCAGGACUGAGUGUGCUGUGUCUGCUCCCCAGGCAGAGCAAAGCUGGUCCUGAAGCUUCCCAGCUGCCCCCAGUUGUCCUGCUGCAGGUCGCUGUGGGAGUCCCCGGACUGUGUGUAGGCAUCGCGGUCUGGGCUGGUCCCCUGAGCAGCCUUCCUGUGAUGGAGCACGAGGCAUCUCGUGCCCUGCGAGGGCUGCACGGGCUCGGGUGGCUCUCACCACAAAGCAGGUGUUUGCCCCCUUCGACCGAGGGGCUCUGGGUGAGCUGCUGCUGCCACACGUGUGUGCUGUAAGUGCCUGGCGUGGGGACAGGAGUCAAAGCUGUUGUGGUCAUGUAUGCAGCCAUGCGUUGGUGUUAUUGCUGGAGAGUUUCCAUCCUGUCCUGGAAAACAGAGCCGAGUAAUACACAGCCGUGUGCGUGACCUCCUGUGUUUUGGAGUUCAGAGGUUCCAGAACGCUGUAAUGUCACCUGGGUGGGCUUUGUCCUUCUGUUAUGUCAGGACGUGCUGUUCCUCCACUGACAUACUGACAUACGAAGUUUCUCUCAUAUCAAUAAAUUCUAAUGAUAACCUUGACAAAA
Molecule: messenger RNA, 4965 nt
Organism: Anas platyrhynchos (mallard)
Lineage: Eukaryota; Metazoa; Chordata; Aves; Anseriformes; Anatidae
Source: RefSeq, a predicted model, not a curated record